Malaclemys terrapin pileata is the source of this 4827-nucleotide messenger RNA. RefSeq names its product collagen alpha-1(XXVIII) chain-like. The transcript has 39 exons. Lineage: Eukaryota; Metazoa; Chordata; Testudines; Emydidae. Bases 360 to 3914 code for a protein of 1184 amino acids. The record is from RefSeq and is a predicted model, not a curated record. Gene Ontology annotation, molecular function: serine-type endopeptidase inhibitor activity.
CUCUGCUGCUCAUAGCCAAGGCAAAGGCAGCAUAGCACUACCAACUCUGAGCCACUCAAUCUCCUCACCUGAAGCACCGAGACAGCAUUCGAGUCUGGGCUUGGCACGUCCCACACCUGCGUUUCGGGGGAGCCAGCAAGGGAGAGCUCCGACACAAGCAGAGAGAGACGGUGAGCGAAGGUCCGUGCUGGGGUCUGAAGCGCCUCCGCCCGCAGGACCUUUCAGCCGCUUUGUCUUUGGAACCAACUACGCGGCAGCUGUUCUGAGAGGGACAUUAACAGGGGAGUAAAAACCUGAAUGGAUCCCACUCAGUCUUCUCCCCCCUUCCCUGGAGGCUCUGCGUACGGAAAAAACAAAACAUGUUCUACAGAUUCUGGUGGCUUUUGUGGAUACUAGGACAGCAUGUGUUUUGGGCACAAAAUCUCAAUGAAGACAAAAGAAAUGGAGUAAGACAACAAAAAUCUAAGCACUUUCUGUCAAAUGCUGUAGAAAAAUAUCCCAGUCCAAGUGAUCAAGAUGAAGAUUGCGUUCUUGAAAUAGCUUUUCUACUGGACAGUUCAGAAAGUGCUAAGAACUAUAAUCACGAACAACAGAAAAAAUUUGUAUUAGAAACAGUGAACAGUAUGAAAGAAGUGCAAGUCAAUUCUGGACGUACUCUCAGCUGGAGGAUGGCCUUACUUCAGUACAGUAGCACUGUUCUCAUGGAGCAAACUUUCCGAGACUGGAAAGGUCCUGAAGCUUUCAAAUCUCGCAUUGCUCCCAUAACCUAUAUAGGCCAUGGUACCUACACAACAUAUGCCAUAACCAAUCUCACACAACUGUACAUGACUGAAGGGACUUAUGGCAGUGUGAAAGCAGCUGUGCUCUUGACAAAUGGAGUGGAUCAUCCAAGAAAUCCAGAUAUUUUUGCAGCUACUGCUGAUGCUAAACAUCAAGGAAUUGUGUUCUUCACAGUGGGAAUGACCAGAGUGGCUGAGGAGGUGGCCAAUGCUGCCAAGCUUCGACUUCUGGCCAGUGUCCCAGCAUCAAGGUUUGUUUUCAACCUCCAGGAGAAAGGAGUUGUGGAGAAAAUUGUGAAAGAAAUGAAAGAUCUGGCUGAAGAAGGGUGUCCCCAAGCUCCUACAUGUAACUGUGAGAAAGGGGAAAGAGGCCUUCCUGGCCCUGCCGGAAAAAAGGGUCGUCCAGGUGAUGAUGGGGGUCCUGGCCAGAAAGGAGUAAAGGGGGAGGCAGGUCUCAAUGGAAUUCCAGGAAAAGAUGGAACAGAGGGAAAAUCUGGCUACAAAGGAGAAAAGGGGGAAAGAGGUGACUGUGGCACUCCAGGGAUAAAAGGUGACAGAGGUCCAGAAGGUCCAGUUGGUCACACAGGAUUAAGAGGUCUACAGGGUUCCCAAGGGCUACCCGGAGACCAAGGGCCUGAAGGUGUGCAAGGAUCAAAGGGUGAAAGAGGCCUCCCUGGGCCCCCUGGAUUGACUGGAGAAACUGGAAUAGGAUUGCCUGGCCCAAAGGGUGACAUUGGCUUGACAGGAAGACCAGGCCCUGUUGGCCCACCUGGAGCUGGUGAGCCAGGACUACCGGGGCCUCAAGGACCUCAAGGGAUUCAAGGAGAAAGAGGGUCACCAGGUGAAGGGCUUCCAGGACCAAAGGGAGAGCGUGGUUUUGAUGGUCCAAAAGGACCUCGUGGCCAGCCGGGCACUGGCAUAAAAGGUGAAAAGGGUGAAAUUGGCCCACCUGGUUUACCUGGGCCUAUUGGGUUAUCUGGCAUUGGGAUUCAAGGAGAAAAGGGGGUAGAAGGCCCAAAAGGACCGCCUGGUCCAAGAGGGCCACCUGGACAAGGGCUACCUGGAUCAAAGGGAGAACAAGGCUUGCCAGGAGAAACUGGAGCUCCGGGAGAAAGAGGUCCUGGGGAACCUGGUUCAAAGGGUGAGCCAGGUUCUUCAGGACUGGCAGGUCUGCCUGGUCUUCCAGGGGAAGAUGGAGCCCCAGGACAAAAGGGGGAGCCAGGAGUACCUGGCCUUCGAGGUCCCGAGGGUGCUCCAGGGAUUGGAAUACAGGGUGAGAAGGGUGAUCAAGGUCAGAGAGGUGUACGUGGAUUAUCGGGACCAACAGGAGUACCUGGACCUGCCGGUGCUAAAGGCGAACCUGGUGGGCCAGGACGUCUUGGAAUGCCAGGCCUUCCUGGUCGAGCUAUUCCAGGACCAAAGGGUGACAUUGGGUUACCUGGUCCUGCUGGCCCAGUUGGAGAACCAGGAGUUGGGAUUCCUGGCGCAAAGGGUGACCGUGGUCAUCCAGGACCACUUGGACCAUUUGGGCCAAAGGGAGAUGGUUAUCCAGGCCCACCUGGACUUCCCGGUCUUCCAGGAGCUCCUGGUGAACAAGGCCCCGAAGGAUUUGGAUUACCAGGACCUAAGGGUGAUCCAGGUGUUAGAGGACCAGUUGGUCUCCCAGGUCCACCAGGAGAAGGCCUUCCAGGACCAAAAGGAAAUGUAGGACGGCAAGGGUCCCCAGGCCCCCUGGGACCUCCAGGUGAAGGUAUUCAGGGAUCUAAGGGUGAGCAAGGAAUUCAAGGAAUGCCAGGACCUCGGGGGCCUCCUGGGGAAGGACUACUUGGACCAAAGGGUGAUCGCGGUGCUGCAGGUGAAAGGGGAAGAAAAGGAGAAAAAGGCAACAUGGGUGAUCCUGGUUUGUCCGGAGAACCUGGCAGUACUGGACCCAAGGGAGAGCAAGGCCUAACAAGAGAAGAUAUAAUUAAAUUAAUUAAAGAGAUAUGUGGCUGUGGUAUUAAAUGUAAGGAAAUACCUAUGGAACUUGUGUUUGUGAUUGACAGCUCUGAAAGUGUGGGACCAGAAAAUUUUGAGAUAAUUAAAGACUUUGUCACUGCUUUAGUAGAUAGAGUAACUGUAGGCAGAAAUGCUACCAGAAUUGGUCUUGUACUCUACAGUUUAGAGGUUCGGCUAGAAUUUGGACUUAACAGGUACACAACCCAACAAGAUGUGAAACAAGCAAUUAGAAAAAUGCUGUAUAUGGGGGAAGGUACAUAUACAGCAACUGCUAUCCGCAAAACAACACAGGAAGGAUUUUUUGGUGCUCGAACUGGUGUGCGAAAAGUAGCUAUAGUAUUAACAGAUGGACAGGCAGAUAAGAGAGAGGCUAUUAAACUGGAUAUCGCUGUCCGAGAGGCCCACGCAACCAACAUUGAAAUGUAUGCAAUAGGAAUUGUAAAUACUUCAGAUCCAACACAAGUUGAAUUCUUGCGUGAACUAAAUCUGAUUGCAUCAGAUCCUGACAGAGAACAUAUGUAUCUCAUUGAUGAUUUUAAUACUCUUCCAGCUUUGGAGUCCAAAUUAGUAAACCAGUUUUGUGAAGAUGAGCAUGGUGCCUUAAUAUAUAAUCAUAUUGGAAAUGGUGCAAGCAUAAGUGGACCAUCUAUCCAUUCACUGUCUUCCAGUUCUUCACAUUACUUACUUCACAGCAUCAACAAUGUUAAUGGACAAUCAGUUUCAUCAGACAGUCAUGGAACAUCUGUGAAAGAAAGAAAGCUUUCUCAACCAUUAGUUCCGACCAAAGAAUCAUCUGUGGCAGUUUAUGAAGACGGGCAGCCAUCCUUGCCCUCAGUGAACACCAGAGUAGUGGUAUCAUCACUGCCAUCAUCACCGCCAGACAAAAUGCUGUCACCAUCUCUUUCAUCAGCUUCCUCUGUGUUGCUUACACCCAGACCAGAAAAUAUCCUGGAUCCACGAUGUAAAUUGAGAUUAGAUCAAGGGUCAUGUCGUGUGUAUAUAAUAAAAUGGUACUAUGAUAAACAAGCUAAUGCCUGUGCUCAGUUUUGGUAUGGCGGUUGUGAUGGAAAUGCAAAUCGCUUUGACGUUGAAGAUGAAUGUAAAAAGGCCUGUGUAUUUCAUUCUGGAGAAGACUAAAGUUUGAUUUGAAUUCUGCAACAAAGACGACUUCUUUUUUUUUAGUAAAAACUGAAAGCUUUACACAAGUGCUGUUUUUACACUUGUAAAGUAUUUUGAUAUAAUACUUAAAUAGAUCACUGUAUAUCAACUUACAAUUUGAAAGCAAAUACUACUCAGGGGUUAUCACUAUGUCUGUCAACCUGCUAUCUACCAAUAUUAGAGCUUCAAGGAGAAGGAGCAAUAUUUUAAGAGGAAGUGGCAUAGAGGAUUCUUGGGUUAUUUUCCUAGCUCUACCAAUUAACAGUUCCAUGAUCUUGGGAAAGUCACAUAUGUCCUCUGUGUUUCAAUCCACCCAUUUGUAAAAUGUAAGACUGUUGUAUUGCUCCCUUAUGGGGAGGGUCUGAGGCAUAAGUAAUUUAGGUUUACAAAGUACUUUAAGAUCACUAUGAAAGUCACUGUAUACAUGCAUAAUAUUAUACUUGUAACUAUUCAAAAAACAUAGUACUUCUGAUGUAAAGACUUUCUUUAGUUUCCAUUGGCUAGUAAGAAACAAGAUGAAUCUAUUUAAUAAUGCCUACAAACAUAUGUGACUGAUUAUAACAGUAACUGGCAUUGCUAAAAUAGAUCAAUUCAGUCCUAAAGUAGUUUUUAUUUUUAAAGUAUUGUUUUUCUGAAAGCAGUGUUUGAUUUUUAAAUGCAUUUUAAUAUUCUAACCUCAACAUUUUUUUAAAACUCAUUUAACUUGCGUUCAGAAGAACAACUGCAGCAUAGGCCUGACAAUAACAAGCCAUUCUGCAUUCCUGUUUAAGUCACUGCCCAUGUGCAUUGCUGCGUUUAUGUGCAUGCAUAACAGUAUAUGAUGUAUUUUUUAUGAAUCAAAUUCUAUACUACAAAGCUUGUUUGUAAUAAAAUUAUUUUGUUUUUACUGCCA